Messenger RNA from Hevea brasiliensis (rubber tree), 1756 nucleotides. RefSeq names its product GDP-mannose transporter GONST3. Gene Ontology annotation, cellular component: Golgi apparatus. Gene Ontology annotation, molecular function: GDP-fucose transmembrane transporter activity; antiporter activity. Bases 251 to 1378 code for a protein of 375 amino acids. Lineage: Eukaryota; Viridiplantae; Streptophyta; Magnoliopsida; Malpighiales; Euphorbiaceae. The transcript is spliced from 2 exons. The record is from RefSeq and is a predicted model, not a curated record.
AAUUUAUUUACCGCUACAUUUUUGCUAUUUAUGAGGCAGUGACUUACGGCGAUACUUGCUGAUUCAGUUUCCCUUGCUGGGUACAGCCUUGAGCCUUCCUUGAUUUCGAAGCCCCUCACUUUCCAUAUCUGUUCCUUCGCAAUUCUGAAACUCACCUCUAUGUAAACGAGCUUCACUUCGAAUUUCUCAUAGAAGCCCAGGAGAAGCACACUCUGCGAGGAAGUGAGAGAUCCACAAAAUUCCUUUUCAGAUGUCUGACGAUGUGGAGAAUCCUAAAGUUAGCAUUGACCAAAAAGGUCCAGGAUCCUCACCUCCUGCCAAUGAAAUUGAGCCAACCUGGUAUAGCAGCUUACUUCAUCAAACUUCUGUCUAUGGUAUAGCUGCUGGAUAUUGCAUUUCAGCAUCUCUGCUCUCCAUCAUCAACAAGUGGGCUGUCAUGAAAUUCCCUUAUCCUGGAGCUCUAACUGCUCUACAGUAUUUCACUAGUGCUGCAGGUGUCUUUGUCUGUGGAUGUUUUAAGCUUGUGGAGCAUGACCCACUUGACCUUUUGACCAUGUGGCGUUUCUUACCUGCAGCCAUUAUGUUCUACCUUUCACUCUUUACCAACAGUGAGCUCUUACUUCAUGCCAAUGUUGAUACCUUCAUUGUCUUUCGUUCUGUAGUCCCUAUAUUUGUUGCAAUAGGAGAAACACUGUUUCUGCACCAGCCAUGGCCAUCAUUGAAGACAUGGCUCUCGCUUGCCACCAUCUUUGGAGGAAGUGUGCUUUAUGUUCUAACAGAUUACCAGUUCACAGUCACAGCCUAUAGUUGGGCUCUAGCUUAUUUGGUAAGCAUGACUGUAGAUUUCGUAUACAUUAAGCAUGUUGUGAUGACCAUAGGUUUAAACACAUGGGGUCUUGUGUUGUACAACAAUCUUGAAGCCCUCCUACUAUUUCCUCUGGAAUUGCUUAUAAUGGGUGAACUGAAGAAGAUAAAGCAUGAAAUCUCUGAUGAGUCAGAUUGGUACUCUUUUGAGGUGGUUCUGCCUGUUGGGUUGUCUUGCAUGCUUGGUUUAUCCAUUUCAUUCUUUGGGUUUUCUUGCCGGAAGGCAAUUUCUGCCACAGGAUAUACUGUUCUUGGCGUGGUGAACAAGCUGUUGACGGUUGUAAUCAAUCUGGUUAUUUGGGAUAAGCAUUCCUCGUUAAUUGGCACAAUUGGGCUUCUCAUUUGUAUGCUAGGUGGAAUUUUGUAUCAGCAGUCCACAGGUAAGCCCAAGUCUGCUCCAGAGGUAAAAGCAGAAGAUACUGAGGAAGAACAACAGAAGCUACUAGAAAUGCAAAGCAAAAUAGAAAGCAACAACAACGAGAAAGAAGAUACUGAAUCUCAUCAGGGAAAAUGAGGCUGUUCCAAAGACAAUAUGAUAGUUCCAUGUUAAAAGAUCAGGAUUAGGUUUAUUAGUUGGCAAAUUGUUGGAAUGGAAAAUCAGAUAUUAAGAGCCUGCCUACAGAUAGCUGGAUAGCCUGUGCUUGAACAGAACUUCUGUGGUUGGAAAUUUAGGUGGCUUUGGUGAUAUUUGCUUUUCUUUUGUAUCUUAUUCUACAGAUUUUAGUUUUAUUAGACCAAGAAAAACAGUCAGAUGUUUUGUUACAAUCUAUUGAUUUGUUCUUGUUAGAACAAUUUUAUCCAAAUAGUCCAGCAGUAAUGUCUUUAAAGUUGACGUUCAUGUGGGCCAAAAAUGUAUUAAAUGUAGCAGAGAGCCCAAUUAUUUUGAUUGUUA